AUGGACGCAAGAAUAGCUGGAGCAGACGCUAGAAUCACGAGAGCAACAUUGGGAACGUCAGGCGCACAACCAGUACCUAACUUAGAAGGCCAGAAGAGGAACCUGAGAAAGACAAGAGAGAAGACAGGAGAAACUGAUGAGGAAGGAAACAGUGAGGGUGGAAGUAAGGAGAGAGGAAACAGAGAAGAAAACCAAUCGAGAGAAGAAGAAGGAGGCGUGGCAGCAGGCGGCCCUAAUCUUUUACCGGAAUCCGAUGAUGACGAUACCUCCUGGCAACCUACGUCAGAGGAGACAAACGAGGACAAUGAGAACUCGGAAAUGGCAGAGGACAUGUCAGUGGAAAGCAAGUGGGAAAAAGUCGCUGACUUACAUUUUCCCUACGAUUCCAACUCUCAGUGGUUGAUGGCGACUUGA
Messenger RNA from Melampsora larici-populina 98AG31, 414 nucleotides. RefSeq lists its product as uncharacterized. The record is from RefSeq and is a predicted model, not a curated record. The transcript has 2 exons. The coding region runs from base 1 to 414 and encodes 137 amino acids. Lineage: Eukaryota; Fungi; Basidiomycota; Pucciniomycetes; Pucciniales; Melampsoraceae.